AACGCAAUGCAAGUGCAACAGCGAAGUACUUAUACCGCGCACCUAGUCAGUCGGCGAAAAAUCAAAAAGUCCUCCAUUUUUGUUUGUGCGAUAUUUUGCUAGUGCUUAAAAUUUAGAAUUAGAGUGUGAAUAAAAUUCAACACUGUGGCUAAGGUGACACCGUUCCCGAGUAUGACUUAUUCCGGAAGGAAUAAAUUUGAGAUUGCUCGAUUUUCGAGCGACGACGAAAACCACAUAAACAAGAAGCUGCCCAAGGAAUUACUGCUGAGGAUCCUAUCUUACUUGGACGUCGUUUCGCUAUGCAGAUGCGCUCAGGUGUCAAAACUAUGGAACAUCCUCGCGCUGGACGGCUCCAACUGGCAGCGGAUAGACCUGUUCGACUUUCAGAGGGACGUCGAGGGUCCGGUGAUAGAGAACAUCUCUCACCGCUGCGGCGGGUUCCUGCGCCAGCUGUCGCUGCGCGGCUGCGAGAGCAUCGCCGACGGCUCCAUCAAGACUCUAGCGCAGUCGUGCCCGAACAUCGAAGACCUGAACCUGAACAAGUGCAAGAAACUGACGGACGUGUCAUGCCAGGCGCUCGGCCGGAAGUGCAGCAAGCUACAAAAAAUAAACCUCGACUCCUGCCCGAGUAUCACGGACAUAUCUCUGAAGGCGCUGUCGGACGGAUGUCCGCUCUUAACACACGUGAACGUGUCAUGGUGUCAGUCGAUCACCGAGAAUGGAGUGGAGGCGCUCGCGAGGGGCUGUCCCAAGUUGAAGAGUUUUAUAUGCAGAGGAUGUAAAAACGUGAACGACAAGGCGGUGUCCUGCCUGGCGACGUACUGCCCGGACCUGGAGGUGCUCAACGUGCAGGGCUGUGACAGCCUGUCGGACGAGUCGCUGUGCCGGCUGGGCGGCGCGCUGCGGCGGCUGUGCGCGUCGGGCUGCGCGCGGCUCACGGACGGCGCGCUGGCGGCGCUGGCGGCGCGCUGCCCCGAGCUGGCCACGCUGGAGCUGGCGCAGUGCGCGCAGCUCACGGACGCCGGCUUCCAGGCGCUCGCGCGGAGCUGUCGGAUGCUGGAGCGGAUGGACCUGGAGGAGUGCGUGCUGAUCACGGACGCGACGCUCGUGCACCUCGCGAUGGGCUGUCCGCGGCUGGAGAAACUGACGCUGUCGCACUGCGAGCUGAUCACGGACUACGGCAUCAAGCAGCUGUCGCUGUCGCCCUGCGCCGCCGAGCAUCUCUCCGUCCUCGGUCUCGACAACUGUCCGCUGGUGACGGACGGCGCGCUCGAGCACCUGAUCUCGUGCCACAACCUGCAGCUCAUCGAGCUGUACGACUGCCAGAUGGUCACCAGGAACGCCAUCCGGAAACUCAGAAGCCACCUGCCGCGCGUGCGCGUGCACGCGUACUUCGCGCCCGCCACGCCGCCCGCCGCCGCCCGGCCGCGCCCGCGCUACUGCCGCUGCUGCAACAUCCUGUGAGCGGCGCCUGCGGGCUGCCUGUGGAGCGGGACGACAUUUUGGAAGAAAGCGCCGGCCUGCUGGAGGGCUGUCGCCGGGUGCGUCAUUCUGUGUAACCGUAAGGAGUUCUAUGCGUAGUCGGAAUAUAUAUAAUAUACGUAUAUUUACGGACCGGUCGCUAUAGUAUGACACAUUUUUUCGUCUAAAAUCUCAGUUGUGAAUUUGAAUUUUCGUGUCGUCCGGACCGUCGGUCCGUUUCGUGUGCGGUGACGUCGGCCGCCGGGGCCGCCGGGGCCGCCGGGGCCGCCGGGGCCGACGCGAGUCCCGACGAGUUGCGAUGCUUUAAUAUAGAUACUAGUGAGGUCUAGGGUUCUUAGACAAUAGACCGGCUAUUGGCAGCACUUCGAUAUCAUAUAUCCCUCUAGUAGACGAUUGUUAUCAGUGCGGUGUGUCCCAGCGGUGGCUGGGCGACGUCCCGCAACCGAUCCUUCUGGAAGAUGUCUAUCUCUGUUCGUUUCUCCGGGCAUCCUCCUCGCCCACUACCGUUCCAUGUCAGCUUGCAGUCUUUCGGUUUCCCGAAAGACAUGGAUGAUUCCAGUCUUUUGGCAAUUUUUAGGUUAGGUUUUUAGGUUGGCAAUUUUUCGGGUGUUUUCAACUCUAAAAAUCGCUGCUCUAAUUAAAAUGCCUCAGCGCGGUAAGUUCAAGUUCAUAUUUUCUGGACGAAUCAAAUUCGUAUCUGUAGUUAUCGUAAGGAAUAAUAAAAUUAAAGCGUAUAACUAUUAACACGUGACGGAAGUAUUUGCUUAUAAAACGAACUGGUAUUCUUUAUUCAAAAAUCAACGAAUACCAACUCUACGGGUUUUUUUUUUAAUCUAUGCAAUUUAUCGAUUAAUAUACUAUAUUUGUAUAUGCAUAUUAUUAAUGAGACUUAUAUUUAAUAACGGGCAAGGUUAAAAAUAUCUGCGGAUCUUAUUACCUUCCAUAGGAAGGAUGUCCUUUCUGAACUUAGAGGUGUAAACAUUUCGUUGGAAACGAACAUAUUAUUAUGGCAAUGGUAAUGGAUCACUUAAUGAGGUUAUAAUAGUGUUUGUUUAUCAAACAUGACAUUGGUCGAUUAUAUCGCUAGUGUUGUGUCGUUCUAAUAGUACUUAAAAAAGCCGAGAUGGCCCAGUGGUAAGAACGCGUGAAUCUUAACCGAUGAACGUGGGUUCAAACCCGGGCAAGCACCACUGAAUUUUCAUGUGCUUAAUUUGUUAUUAUAAUUCAUCUCGUGCUUGACGGUGAAGGAAAACAUCGUGAGGAAACAUGCAUGUGUCGAAUUUCACUGCCACAUGUGUAUUCCACCAAUCCGCAUUGGAGCAGCGUGGUGGAAUAAGAUCCGAACCUUAUCAAAAAAGGGAGAGGAGGCCUUAGCCCAGCAGUGGGACAUUCACAGGCUGUUACUGUAUAUUCAAGUGCUGUCAAUAUGUCAACGUAAACAAAAUAUACAAUGUGAGUUAUUUGAUAAUUCCUUGGGACGUAAUCGUUUAGACAUUAUGUUAGAACGCGUCUCGUUCUGUAAACAAUGUUUUAAUUAUUUUAUAUUAAAUAUUAUUUUUCAAAUCGAUGGUCGAUACUUAGAUUAGCGUGUUCAACUCAACUCAGCUUCAGGGACAUCUUAGUUUCCAAGGUCAGGGGCGCACGGUCAAUGUGAGGGAUGCUUAUCUUUUCUAACGGUUAUUUAUGGGGCAGUAUUCGCAGCAUAACAUCAGGUUGCCAGAAAGCGGACAUAUUUUUUCAAAUAAACAAAGUCAUCAUGGCUAUGUCAAGUCAAGGCAAGGCAAGGCAAGUCAGCACUGCACCGAUUAUGAUGAAUUUUGACAGAGAAUUAGUCUGAGACAUACGUAAAGACUGUUAAGGAUAAAGUCGCGUGGAACAGCCGGUUUAUGAAAUAAACAUAGUUAUCAGAAAUAAAGGAAAGAAAGAUUGUUUACAGAAUGAAACGAUGGCAUUGGUUCGAGGUCUAAGUAGAAUUAUUAGAAAUAAGAUUGUUCUUAUAAUCUUAGCAUUUUUUUAACAAUAGUUGUAUGUUAUUUACUAACUUAACUGUUAUUUUAACUAAUUAUGUUUUAUAAAUAAUUUAAAUUUACACUUCACUUUAAACAUUUGUCAAAUGGUCAUUAUUUAUUUAAUGGUCGGUUUUAUUUAAAAAGUGCAUAAGUGCUAUGCUGAUAGUGACAUAUAUUUAUGUAAAAAGCAAAAUAUAUAUUAGAUAAUAUACAUAUAUGUCUUAUACAUUAUAUAACAUAAUACAAAAAUAUAUUCAAAUUUUUUUACUUAAUAUAUACAUGUUUCUCAAUCGUGAUAAUAUAAUUUAAUGCCAUGAUUUAUAUGGUGGCAAAUUAACAUGGAGUGUGUGGUAGCACGGUCGAUGGUCGUGCCACUUCUUCAUUCUUAUACAUAUGUGAUAGAAAAAAGAAAAUAAUUUACCUGUCUGCUCAAAAGUGGUAACAGGGCUCACCCGUAGGAUUUUAAAAUGUAAAUUGUUUGUUUGUUCACAUAAUGUGUUUUAAAAUAUAUGAUUUGACUGAAAAACUAAUAUGUAAUUUUUAUCUUACUGUGAUAUAAUAGGAACAAGGGAUAUUAUUAAUUGGCAGUGCCUUGCAGGUUAAGGACUGGAUUGUACUUCUUGCACUGCCUCUUGCACUUACAAUAAAGCUGUCCAUUUGCUUAUCUCCUAAAAGUAAAUAAUUGAUGGCCUCUUCCCCAAAAUUGCGUACAAUCCAACAGAUCUUUACACUAUGCACUAUAGAAGCGUAGUGGAGGAGCUCUAGACCUUCUCCUUCUCUAAAUGGAGGGGAGGACGGAGCCCAGCUGUGGGUCAUUUGGUACCAAUCACAAUCUCCACCUUAACUUGUCGCCGUAUAUUUGUAAAACAAUAGAGUGUACUUUAAUUUAUUAAUAAAAUAUUUAUAAUUUGCAAUUGGACAAUAAGUGGCCGGGAAGUGUUUGCGAGGGCGUUGUCUUCUAAGAGCUUGUUGAUUUAAAAUGUUUUUUACACUUAAGUACUUUAUUUGUACUUGAAAAAAAAAAAUGUGGUACAUUAUAAAUAGAUAUAUACAAUACCAAAAAAAAUAUAUUGUUGUAUGUGUUGUCCUAAAACUAAGUAUUAAUUUUAAUUGGCAGCUAGUUGCUAACACUGGGAUAUUUUUUUACAAUAAUGUAUUUAAUUAUGUAUUAUAAUUUUACAUAAUGUUUACAAGACUUGCAUCAAAUAAAGAAUGCAUAUUUUUA
Messenger RNA from Nymphalis io (European peacock), 4716 nucleotides. RefSeq names its product F-box/LRR-repeat protein 20. Gene Ontology annotation, biological process: SCF-dependent proteasomal ubiquitin-dependent protein catabolic process. Lineage: Eukaryota; Metazoa; Arthropoda; Insecta; Lepidoptera; Nymphalidae. The transcript has 13 exons. The record is from RefSeq and is a predicted model, not a curated record. Bases 172 to 1464 code for a protein of 430 amino acids. Gene Ontology annotation, cellular component: SCF ubiquitin ligase complex. Gene Ontology annotation, molecular function: protein binding.